Didymella exigua CBS 183.55 is the source of this 1062-nucleotide messenger RNA. RefSeq lists its product as uncharacterized. Lineage: Eukaryota; Fungi; Ascomycota; Dothideomycetes; Pleosporales; Didymellaceae. The record is from RefSeq and is a predicted model, not a curated record. The transcript has 3 exons. The coding region runs from base 1 to 1062 and encodes 353 amino acids.
AUGGAACCGUCGACGUCUCUACCAAUGCGUAAUAUGUUCGACUUUACGGUCGAGGACUGGAUAAUUCACUUAGAAACACGAUGCUUAUUCGACCAUCGUCCCUGGAUGCUCAACCCCUCUGUCCCACACUACAAAACAAUGCAGAUAUUCCAGGCCUUCACAGAUAGAGUUAUUGCAGCCCUUCGACGGAACGAUGAUGCAGCCCGGGCACUCCUGCACGACGACAAGCUGCUGAACAUCUGUGCUGGCUUGCCGUGUUUCGACACAGAAGGCCAGGACAUGACUUUCCGAAAAUGGAUCAAGGAGGCUAUCCUGAAGUAUCCUCAUCGACGCACCCCAAAGCAACAUUUGUGGCUGUUCAUUGUUGACUUGCAGGAAGCAACGCCGACUGGCGACAUCGUCCUCGCGGUACAGCAAGCGGUAGACUGCCUCGACCCAUGGAUGAAUAGCGCUUGGGAUACUGAGAACCUCUUAGUAGAUCCGGACGAUAGGGACUACUUCUUCCACAGUGAGCAUACCGUGGAAGAUGCUGUGGGGGAACGAUGCGAGAUAAAUGGUUCGUGCCCGAUCUGCGCAAAUGACUUCGAUGAGGGUAUCCAUCGUCCACAGCAGGGACGUUGUGGCCACGUGUAUUGUCGGCAGUGCUUUCAAAACACGCUGAAGCACGCAAUGAAGACCGCCGAAGCAAAGUACACCUGUGCAUUCUGUCUUUGCGAGCCGGGACAGAGCAUCUGUUUUACAUCUGAUUCGCCUUUUGGAUUGCUUCCGGUGCAUUACUGGACCUUGCCUCUUGCUCUCACUCUUCUUCUUGUCAUCGUCCUUCUUCGUCUCUUCCCUAUCGCCAGAGCCGCUCCCACUUCCCUUGUAUUGACUGCCCUCUUUUCCAGGCUCAAAGACGGUAUUACCUACGAGAACGAUCGUAUCAGCUCAAAACUUGCUGGGCAUAUGCCGGGGAGUACGGAUGGUGGGGCACGUACAAGAAGCGCAAUGCGCGUAGCUGCCGUCCUUCGUCAGAUCCGCACCGGCUCCGCAUUCGGGACAUUCGACCAUUGUGAUAUGUGA